Messenger RNA from Schistosoma rodhaini, 706 nucleotides. NCBI's taxonomy places the organism in Eukaryota, Metazoa, Platyhelminthes, Trematoda, Strigeidida, Schistosomatidae. The record is from the annotation of a GenBank genome assembly.
GUACAUAAUAGUAUAAAUUGUAGCUUUAUUAGACGCAGGUAAGUGCAUAUUCACAUUAUGAAUCGAUCAAUGAUGAACUAUCAUUGAAAACCUGAAAGUACUGGACAUUCGUUUUGUUUUCCUACUAUGGGACUCCAACAUGUGGGACUCGAAUCCAAGUCUUCUGAUCUCGAAUUUAUUCUUUCAUAUUGUUGAUUGUACUUAUAGAGUCUAUUAGAAAUCGAUAUUUGAUUCAAAACUAAUUCUGAUAAAUUAUUUUCUUAUUUGAGUCUAUUUAGUUAAGUGCUCUGGCACGAGAUUGGUAGAACCUGGAAUCGAAUCUCGUGAGGAAAGAUCAUGGAUGCGUACUGUUGAGGAGUCCCACAAUAGGAGGAAACGACUAUCCAGUGUUUUUAGGUUUUCCUUUGUGUUAGUCUAAUUUCAAUUAACUCACACUUUCAAUUAUAUCAAAUUCAUCAUUUCAUUUAUAUUCUUAUUCUUAUUCUAGAUAAUCUUUCUAUAAACAUGUUUAUGAUCAAUCAAAUUAAUCAGUCAAUUAUUAAUUUAAUCAAUAAACUUUCCAAUAAAUCAAUAUUGAAUUAUCGAUUAGAUAUAUCAUUAUAUAAUAAAAAAUCAACAUGGGUCGCGUUUUACGUCCUUACAGAUAUAGCGUUAUUUUUUAUAACAAUAUUUGUCAGUCAAAUAACUGUUGGCAAAUCAGCAUUAC